CUGCAUGCAGAUUGCUGAGAAGCCCCAGGGAGCAGUGGAUUCUCUCGAACAGGGUCAGGGUCAGCAGGAGGAUGACUUGCGACCGAAUGGCCAUCAUCUGCAUGCUGCAAGGAGGACUAAGGAUGGGUCGGUGAACUGGAGCGGCAGGCGGUGCCUGAGAGACAAGUCGGGAGGAUGGAUUGCCGGUUUCCUCAUCCUGCUAAACCAGGCGCUUGUGACAUUAGCAGUAAAUGGCAUAGGGACGAAUCUCGUGACGUUCAUGGCGGUGGUGAUGAGGCUGGACAACGCUGACGCCGCCAACCGUGCCAACACCUGGGCUGGAACCACCUACGUCUUCGCCAUCAUAGGGGCACUUGUCAGCGACUCCUACUGGGGCAGAUUCAAGGCCUGCAUCAUCUUUCAGCUCAUCUUCCUUGCUGGAUUGGUGGAGCUAUCAAUAUCAUCCCAUUUCUUCCUUCAUAAAUACUGCGACUUCGGAGAUGGAGGAUGGAGACAAGCAAAUUGCAGGCCACCCACAAAAACAGAGGCACUCAUACUCUACAUGUCAAUAUACCAGAUCGCGCUAGGAAAUGGAGCCUAUCAACCUGCAAUCACAACACUUGGCGCUGAUCAGUUUGAUGAAGCUGACAUAAAGGAAAGGAAAUCAAAGGCUGCCUUCUUUGGUUACUUCUUCGUUGCAAAUAACCUAGGCAGCCUGGUAUCUGUCACUGCACUGGCGUACAUAGAGGACAGGGGUGGGUGGGUCUUGGCAUUUUGGAUUUCAACAGGGGCAGCAUUCAUUGGUUUAGUUCUAUUUGCCAUUGGAACCUUAAGGUAUAGGCAUUUUUUGCCCAAUGGUAACUCUAUCAUAAGUGUUUGCCAGGUCAUUGUUGCUUCAAUAAAGAAUAGACACGUGAAGACUCCACAGCAAGCAGAAGAUCUAUAUGAGGUUGAUGGAACCCACAGCAAGAAUGGGGGCAGAAAGAUGCUACACACACCAGAUUACAGGUGUUUGGACAAGGCAGCAGUGAUUAAAGAUCCAUCUGCCCUUUCACCAGGUGAGCACCAUUCACCAGAGCCAUGGCGCCUGUGCGCAGUUACUCAAGUGGAAGAAGUGAAAUGCGUUCUGCGGCUGGUUCCAAUAUGGCUCUGCAGCAUCCUUUACUCCACCGCAUACUCACAGAUGUCAUCGGUAUUCAUCGAACAGGCAGAAGCCAUGGACAAUUCCCUUUCAAAGUUCAAAAUCCCUCCUGUGGGCGUAUCUGUAUUUGAAAUAGUCGGUGUAACAUUAUUUGUGUUCAUCUACAGAUUUUGCAUUGCUAAAAUCUGCUCAAAGAUAUCACAGGAGCCUACUGAGCUUCAGAGGAUGGGUAUUGGACUUGUCAUAUCAACAGUAGCGAUGAUCACGUCUGGGUUGGUGGAACAGCAGAGGUUAAAAUAUGCCACGAGAGAUGCUGAAACAUCCAGCUCUCUAACCAUCCUUUGGCAAAUCCCCCAGUACGUGCUGAUCGGAGCGUCUGAAGUGUUCAUGUAUGUCACUAUGACAGAAUUCUUCAACGAUGAGCUUCCAGAUGGCCUAAAAAGCCUCGGAAGUGCGCUAUCUGUGGCCUCCAUGUCAGCUGGGAACUAUGCAAAUAGCCUGCUAGUUACUUUGGUGACGGCGAUCACCUGCAAACACGACCAAGCUGGGUGGAUACCACAAGAUCUCAACAAAGGUCACGUAGACAGGUUCUUCUUUCUCAUAGCAGUGCUCAACGCCAUGGAUUUAUUUGUGUUUGUAGUGUUUGCCAAGAGGUAUAGACAUGCUGUAUUGGUCAAAACUGUGGCAGAUGAAAACGGUGUCGAGUUGAGAUGA
Messenger RNA from Phragmites australis (common reed), 1834 nucleotides. RefSeq names its product protein NRT1/ PTR FAMILY 7.3-like. Gene Ontology annotation, cellular component: membrane. The coding region runs from base 5 to 1834 and encodes 609 amino acids. The record is from RefSeq and is a predicted model, not a curated record. NCBI's taxonomy places the organism in Eukaryota, Viridiplantae, Streptophyta, Magnoliopsida, Poales, Poaceae. Gene Ontology annotation, molecular function: transmembrane transporter activity. Gene Ontology annotation, biological process: transmembrane transport. The transcript has 4 exons.